Molecule: messenger RNA, 1171 nt
Organism: Trematomus bernacchii (emerald rockcod)
Lineage: Eukaryota; Metazoa; Chordata; Actinopteri; Perciformes; Nototheniidae
Product: arylamine N-acetyltransferase, pineal gland isozyme NAT-10-like
Molecular function (GO): acetyltransferase activity
Source: RefSeq, a predicted model, not a curated record
UGACGGCUGACCUGAUAACAGCGUCUCAGGACCGCCUAUACCGUUUGAUAGGGUUAGUUGAGCCAGAAAACACAAAGCUAUCCUCGGUAUGUUGAACCGUUUUGUUUAGGACAUCCAGUUCAGAAUCCCUCACAAACUUUAUAACUUUAACGAACUGUCUUAAGUUGCUCCUGCAAGUUACAGUGCUUCCUCAAAAGACACCAUUUUGAUCGUUUGAACAUUCAACACAUACCAAGGCACGAUGAAUUUGGAGGAAUACUUCAAAAGAAUUGGUCUUCAAGGCUCUUUUGAUAAACCGGAUCUCGAAACACUGAAGCUGAUCCACAAACAGCACGUCAUGUCCGUUCCUUUUGAAAACCUCAGCAUGCACUGUGGAGAGCGGCACAUCCUGGACCUGGAGUUCACGUUCAACAAGAUAGUGAGGAGCGGCCGGGGGGGCUGGUGCCUCGAGAACAACUCCCUGUUUGGAUGGGUGCUGAGAGAAAUGGGUUACGACACUACCAGGUUGUCCUCCAGAGUUUUCAACAGUAGCACAAAUGAAUUUUACCCCACCGAUAGUCAUCUCAUCCACAAAGUCGUCGUUGAUGGAAAGGCUUAUAUAGCAGAUGUGGCCUUUGGGGUUUCUUUCCAGAUUUCGGAGCCCAUGGAGCUCGUCUCUGGAAAGGAUCAGCAUCAGGCGGCGGGCGUCUUUCGCUUCUUAGACAAGGGAGACAAGUGGGUUCUGGAGAAGACGAGCAGAAAGACGAAGGUUCUCAAUCCAGACUUUGCUGAUUCUAGUCUUGUGAAGAGGCAGGAGACGAGGGCGAUAUACUGCUUUACCUUGGAGCCUCGAGAGGUUGAGCAUUUCUACGAAGCAAACAACACACUUCAGACGGAUCCUAAAUCGCUGUUCAUGAAUAAAUCCAUCGUGUCUCUGCAAACAGCGACAGGAUUCAGAGCGCUUGUGGGCUGGACCUACAGCGAGGUCACCUUCAAACCAGAGGAAGGUGUCGAUGUCUUCGACCUGAUAAACAUAGAAGAUGAGGAGAAAGAGCAAGUUCUUCUGGAGAAGUUCAAUAUAAAGCUGCAGAAGAAACUGCAGAUUGUAAGCAACAAAACCUGCUACACACUCUAAAACAGUGGUUCUCAACUGGUCAGGCCUCGGGACCCACUUUUUCCUUUCUCAAUAAAU